AUGCAACUUCCUUGUCUUAGUGAUUUUCGAUGCGUUGAGAAAUCAAAUGCUAAGCCGACAGAACGAAUCCGACGACUAUUCGACUAUUCUACUGUUGAAUCCUUGAAUAUACUCAACUGUACACGGAGGACAACUGUACAAAUGGAAACCGUCACCGAAAUGGUUACAAAAACCAAGAAGAAGGGAGCUCCUCGUAAAACAGCUGCCGCUACAUCUCCCACUAAGGAGAAGAAAGUGGAAUUCAAUGGAGCUGGAAUGAAAACAAGCAAUGGCCAUUUCAAAAACGGCGGACUCAGACCGUCACCUUCCACGAACACAUUAAACAGACUUGCACGGGAGAAGAUUGUAUUAUGGCGGCAACCCUUCACAACCACAUACUACGCAUUUAUGGAAGUGCUCAACUUGACUUUUGAGUUCCUCACCGGGAUGCUUCACCAAAAAGCAUUGCUGUUAUCGAUUUCUAUAAUUUCUGGGCUUAUUUAUUAUGCCUACAUUACUCCUGGUCAACAUCAACAACAUAUAGCCGUUGCAGAAAAGGCGUUAACGUGGUGGGGAUGGUGGGUAUUUCUCGGCGUGCUGUCCUCCAUCGGACUAGGAUCUGGCCUGCAUACGUUUCUUAUCUACUUGGGACCCCACAUCGCUGCUGUCACAUUGGCAGCCCAUGAAUGUAAUAGUUUGGAUUUUCCAGAACCUCCUUAUCCGGAUAGCAUAACCUGUCCACACCCAAGGUCCGACGCAUCGUCAUCGAUAGCGAUUACUCUUUGGCAGAUUGUUGCGAAGGUUCGUGUUGAAUCUUUGUUAUGGGGUGCUGGCACGGCGCUUGGGGAACUACCGCCCUACUUCAUGGCAAGAGCGGCACGGCUCACCGGAGAAGAGCCAGAUGACGAAGAGUACAAAGAAUUCCUUCAGCUCAUGAAUGCUGAGAAAAAGGGUGGAGCCGAUGAAUUGUCAUGGGCCGAUCGCGGAAAAGCUUGGGUGGAACGGUUCAUCUCCCGUGUUGGAUUCCCUGGAAUCCUACUAUUCGCGUCGAUCCCGAACCCUCUCUUCGAUCUGGCGGGAAUAACAUGUGGACAUUUUCUUGUUCCAUUCUGGUCGUUCUUCGGAGCAACACUCAUCGGAAAGGCUAUAGUUAAAAUGCAUGUACAGAUGCUGUUCGUGAUCAUCGCAUUCAGUGAACAUCAUCUUAAUGUAGUUGUUCAUCAUAUUGGACGAAUCCCUUACAUCGGCCAGUCCAUUCAGCAGCCUAUUCGUGAUAUGCUACAUAAGCAGAAGAUGGCGCUACAUCGACCACCGGGAACUCUGGUGGAGCAGAAGACAUCCACGCUGCAGGCGAUUCUCGGCGGCAUAGUGACGUUGAUGAUCUUCGGUUUUCUAUUGUCGAUUUUCAACUCGCUUGCACAACGUUACCAUAAACGGUUAUGCGAAAAACAGAAGCUGAAGAGUGCUUAA
Molecule: messenger RNA, 1449 nt
Organism: Necator americanus (New World hookworm)
Lineage: Eukaryota; Metazoa; Nematoda; Chromadorea; Rhabditida; Ancylostomatidae
Exons: 13
Coding region: 1-1449 (482 amino acids)
Biological process (GO): Golgi organization; autophagy
Cellular component (GO): endomembrane system; endoplasmic reticulum; membrane
Source: RefSeq, a predicted model, not a curated record